CGUCGACCGGUCAUCGUAACGGACAGCGAAGAGAUCCAAGUUCUUUGUCGAAACUGACCAGGAAGUAAAGAUUAUAUUUUGCUAAUUUUGAAAUCAUUCCACGGAACAUUUCUCAGAAUGCGUGAAUGUAUCUCGAUCCACGUCGGCCAAGCCGGAGUCCAGAUAGGCAAUUCCUGUUGGGAGUUGUACUGCCUGGAGCACGGGAUCCAGCCUGAUGGCCAGAUGCCCUCAGACGCCUCCCUCGGUGGUCGAAGUGGUCAUGGACAUGGUGGUGGUGAUGACUCCUUCAACACCUUCUUCAGUGAGACUGGAGCUGGCAAGCACGUUCCCCGCUGCGUCUUCGUCGAUCUCGAACCAACUGUCAUAGAUGAGGUUCGUACCGGUACCUACCGUCAGCUCUUCCACCCUGAGCAGCUGAUCACUGGCAAGGAGGAUGCUGCCAACAACUACGCCCGUGGGCACUACACCGUCGGCAAAGAACAGAUUGACAUCGUUAUCGAUAGAAUCCGCAAGCUGGCUGACCAAUGCACAGGUCUCCAAGGAUUUCUCAUCUUCCACAGCUUCGGUGGCGGCACUGGCUCUGGCUUCACCUCCCUGCUCAUGGAGCGUCUUUCUGUCGAUUACGGAAAGAAGUCCAAGCUUGAGUUCUCCAUCUAUCCGGCACCCCAGAUAGCCACUGCCGUAGUCGAGCCCUAUAAUGCCAUUUUGACAACCCACACCACCCUGGAGCACUCCGACUGUGCCUUCAUGGUCGACAACGAAGCCAUCUACGAUAUCUGCCGUCGCAACCUUGACAUCGAGCGUCCCAGCUACACCAACCUCAACAGACUUAUCUCUCAAGUCGUCUCCUCCAUCACCGCUUCUCUGCGAUUCGACGGCGCCCUCAAUGUCGAUUUGACCGAGUUCCAGACCAACUUAGUGCCUUAUCCUCGAAUCCAUUUUCCCCUGGCUACCUAUUCACCCGUAGUCUCAGCUGAAAGGGCCUUCCACGAGCAGUUGACCGUUGCUGAGAUCACCAACGCCUGCUUCGAGCCCUCCAACCAGAUGGUGAAGUGCGAUCCCCGUCAUGGCAAGUACAUGGCUUGUUGUCUUCUAUUCAGAGGUGAUGUCGUCCCCAAGGAUGUCAACGCCGCCAUCGCUACCAUCAAGACCAAGCGUUCCAUCCAGUUCGUCGACUGGUGUCCAACUGGCUUCAAGGUCGGUAUCAACUACCAACCACCCACCGUCGUCCCUGGUGGUGAUCUUGCUAAGGUUCAGCGUGCCGUCUGCAUGUUGAGCAACACCACCGCAGUCGCUGAGGCCUGGGCCCGUCUCGACCACAAGUUCGAUCUGAUGUACGCCAAGCGUGCUUUCGUCCAUUGGUACGUCGGAGAAGGUAUGGAGGAAGGAGAGUUCUCCGAGGCUCGUGAGGAUAUGGCUGCACUGGAGAAGGACUACGAAGAAGUUGGCAUGGAUUCUGUAGAUCCCGCAGACGAAGAAGAGCAGGAUGAAUAUUGAAAUAAUGGGACAGCGAGCACUACAAGAGUUCUGUUAGGAAAUACGAAGUUAAAUAAUGGGCUUAACCACCAACUUCUAUUCCUUAGAUAAAUUCAGAUCCAUAAAUGAUAUCAAAAGGAGAGACAGUUUCAAUCAUGAAACUUGUUUUUUUUUAGAGAAAAAAACAACAACCAUACUUUUAUACUUAUUUGUAAAAUCACCCCUUUGGGAUCUCUUGAAUAAUUAUUUUUCAGUCGUGAGUAGAAAGGGAGUAUAUUAUACAUGACCAUGUACAAAUCAUUUAUGUACCUCAUGCAAUAUUUCACGUACGUGGAUUAAUACUUUUUCAGUUUGUGCAAAGAUUUAGCAAUAAAAAUUCGGAAAGGAAAGAAAUGCA
Strongylocentrotus purpuratus (purple sea urchin) is the source of this 1873-nucleotide messenger RNA. RefSeq names its product tubulin alpha-1B chain-like. The transcript has 4 exons. NCBI's taxonomy places the organism in Eukaryota, Metazoa, Echinodermata, Echinoidea, Camarodonta, Strongylocentrotidae. Gene Ontology annotation, cellular component: cytoplasm; microtubule. Bases 118 to 1497 code for a protein of 459 amino acids. Gene Ontology annotation, molecular function: GTP binding; structural constituent of cytoskeleton. The record is from RefSeq and is a predicted model, not a curated record. Gene Ontology annotation, biological process: microtubule cytoskeleton organization; mitotic cell cycle.